AUGAGAACGCUGCGGCCGGUCGUGCCUCGAAGCGAAAUGACGACGAUGACGGUCAUCGUGUUGGCAAGACCCUUUGUUCACCCGAUUGAAUGGUAUCAGUUCCGAGACCCGCUCCGUCGGGCUUUGCCAGUCCUCCAAGAUGUGAUAAAGACGGGGUUAAGACGGGGCCGAAUGUCCUGCGACACGGCAAGCUUCGUUGCCGGAUCCCGCAUUUUCGGCCUUUCCCCAGAGCAGCCGUUCGGUCCCGAAUUUUCCAACAUGUUACUUCGAACACCUCAAGCAGCCGAAAUAGUGGAUGACUCUGCGGGAACAGGAUCCGACCCCCCAGCUUCUUGUCAUCGAUCUUUGCUUCGUCGCCUGAUUCACAGAUCCGGCGAAAACUAA
This is a messenger RNA of Pseudozyma hubeiensis SY62, 384 nucleotides long. RefSeq names its product XPG I-region protein. The record is from RefSeq and is a predicted model, not a curated record. Bases 1 to 384 code for a protein of 127 amino acids. Lineage: Eukaryota; Fungi; Basidiomycota; Ustilaginomycetes; Ustilaginales; Ustilaginaceae. The transcript is spliced from 3 exons.